AUGGCACAGCCUGAGGACAAUACCGACCAUAUCCACAUGUUCACCGAGGUGGAGGAUCUGCUCGGCUUAGAUGUAUCCUCCGAGGCCUCCAUUGCGAUCCUACUUCUCGAGAAUGUGGAUUAUCCCGAGCUUAUUGCCGAUGAGUGGGCGCUGGCCCUGCAGAUCUUGCAGAAGGUCUGGCGGGACCGCCGUCUCAAAUUCCCAGCGCUUAACAGCAGGCAACUGGGUGGCGUUCUCGUUGCCCGGGGAUGUAUACGCAUGUUCAUCGAGGGCCCCGUGGGAAGUGGGGACUGUGGCCAGCCGCUGUGCUGGGAGUACGAGGGUGUAGAUAGGUUUGUUGAAAUGCAUCUGGAAGAGAAUUAUCAGGAAUUCCAAGAUGCUUUUGAAGCAUUCUUCGAUGAUUGUGGUGAUGGGAUCGAGACUGAGGCCGAGGCCGAGGCUGGGAGUUGA
Molecule: messenger RNA, 450 nt
Organism: Aspergillus uvarum CBS 121591
Lineage: Eukaryota; Fungi; Ascomycota; Eurotiomycetes; Eurotiales; Aspergillaceae
Exons: 1
Coding region: 1-450 (149 amino acids)
Source: RefSeq, a predicted model, not a curated record